This is a messenger RNA of Sphenostylis stenocarpa, 177 nucleotides long. NCBI's taxonomy places the organism in Eukaryota, Viridiplantae, Streptophyta, Magnoliopsida, Fabales, Fabaceae. The record is from the annotation of a GenBank genome assembly.
AUGGAGGGCAUAUACAUGAGAUAUCACAUGGCGUUGUCGUCAGUGCCUCUAUCAAGUAUAAAGUUGAAUGGACGACUACAUGCUAUAAACACGUUUUCUUCAUAUUAUGUUGGAGUACAGCUGGAAUGUAUUUUGCGGGUGAUGAAUUAUGAAGCAAGGGAUAGCGAAUUAUCAUAG